Messenger RNA from Trichoderma virens Gv29-8, 1100 nucleotides. RefSeq lists its product as uncharacterized. Bases 93 to 1100 code for a protein of 335 amino acids. NCBI's taxonomy places the organism in Eukaryota, Fungi, Ascomycota, Sordariomycetes, Hypocreales, Hypocreaceae. The record is from RefSeq and is a predicted model, not a curated record. The transcript is spliced from 3 exons. Gene Ontology annotation, cellular component: RAVE complex.
CCCAGCUUCAUACCUCGAAACUGGCCUCUUCUUAGAGGAAUGGCUGCCUGUAUCCCAGGCUCCGACCAUUUCUCGCCCUCCGCUGAACAGCCAUGUCUCUGGACAUCUGGCCUCCCGUUUCCCCAGGGGAGCUCAGCAUAAAAGUCGCUGAAGCCCAGAAACGCGAGCUGGCGUGGAUAAUCGCAAGGACCCUCCAAACCUGCGAAGACCUCAAGCAUGGCCUGGAGGAUUGCUACGCUCUGCUGGCGCCGGUUGAUCCCGGCAGCACUCUGGUGAUGAGCACGCCGCGCAACGAGCGAGUCAAGGGCACCAUUACUCGGGUCGGGACGCGCAUCGUCAAAGGGUCUCUCGGUCUGCAAUUUCGAACCAUUGCGCAACAGACACUCACCCUCUCGCCCGCUUUCCCCAUCCACGUCCACGCGCUCGAUACUCUCCAUACGCACCUAACCGAGUCCAUCGACCUGCUCGGCCUUUUACUAUCCAACAGCAAAACAUCCAAUUCCGAAGCCGACGUCUCCUCCAACAACCAAGCGCAAGCCCUUUCCUCGGGGAUGCGUCUCCUCGCCGACUCCAUUUCCUCCUCCAUCGCACUCCUCAAGGGACCGCCCUUGAACGAGCCAGACACGAAUUGGACCACACAGUCCUGUCCAUCGUCGCACUUUUCGCCCCCCUUGACGCAAAACUUUAGCUUCUACAUCACCCUUCAGGAGUGCAGCAUUGUGCUCCUCAUGCGCGCCCUCGAGCCCGUGGAUGCGCCCGUCCAUUUCGGCACAAAGCUCGGUCUCGCUAUCGGCACGUAUCGACGCCUCGAGCACGAUGAAGCGGAUAUUGUGUUCAAGUACAAACCCGGUGGAGACGAAAUGUCGGAUACCAGGCGAUUGGCCGCCAACCACAGCAUUCAACCCCCAUCUAUUGCGAGGACACUUUCAAAUUCUCAGCUGGAAGAAGUCUAUGUGCGGGAAAAGGUCCGGGUAGAGAGCGCUGACCCCAGCCUCAUCUCGCUCUACUCAAAGCUAGGAUAUCUGAACAUCAUGCUAGACCAGGCGCGGCGGAACUUGGAUGCCGUCAUGAGUGUGCAGUUGAAGACGUACACGGAGUAA